AUGUCGAAACAUCGUCUGCGAUAUCUUCUUAUCCUCGACUUUGAGGCCACAUGUGGUGAUCGUGUCGAAGGAGAGAAUGAAAUCAUAGAGUUCCCGACUCUUGCGUAUAACUUGGAACGAGACGAGGUUGAAGCGACUUUCCACGAGUAUGUCAGGCCUCUGAUUCAUCCAACGUUGACUCCAUUCUGCAUCGACCUUACGGGCAUCGCGCAGCACGUUGUCGAUGCUGCCGAUCCCUUCCCUGUCGUUUGGGAGCGCUUUCGACAGUUCAUUGAAGGCAGCGACUUCCUGAAGGAUCCCGCUGAUUAUGUUUUCCUAACGUGCGGCAACUGGGAUCUCGGGAGCAUGCUUCCUCGUCAGCUCAAGCUAAGUGACAGCGAGCAUAGUCUCGAUACAUCCGGGAACCUCAUCGCUCCAUACAAUCGCUUCGUUAACGUCAAGAACUCCUUCCGGAGACAUUAUCGGCUCCGCUACCAGCAGGGCAUGAUGGGGAUGUUGCAGACCUUGAAGCUAUCUCUCGAAGGCAGACAGCAUUCGGGGAUAGACGACUGCAAGAACAUCCUUCGCAUAAUCCGUCGGAUGCGUUCCGACGGUUGGGAUCCUUCGCAGGACGUGUAG
This is a messenger RNA of Laetiporus sulphureus 93-53, 618 nucleotides long. Its product is annotated as exonuclease RNase T and DNA polymerase III. Gene Ontology annotation, biological process: exonucleolytic trimming to generate mature 3'-end of 5.8S rRNA from tricistronic rRNA transcript (SSU-rRNA, 5.8S rRNA, LSU-rRNA). Gene Ontology annotation, molecular function: nucleic acid binding; 3'-5'-RNA exonuclease activity. The record is from RefSeq and is a predicted model, not a curated record. The transcript is spliced from 2 exons. Lineage: Eukaryota; Fungi; Basidiomycota; Agaricomycetes; Polyporales; Laetiporaceae. Bases 1 to 618 code for a protein of 205 amino acids.